AUGGCCACACACUUCACACUCUCACUCUCCCCUCCAAAACCCUUCAAAAACUUCACUUCCUUCACCAAGAUCCCAUCUCUUCACUUCAAGAAACCACUCUUCAUAACCUCGAUUCAGUCACCAACGACACCAGCUGCACCAGUGGUGCAAACAUUCUGGAAGUGGCUCAGUGAUCAAGGUGUGGUGUCAGCCAAGACUCCUGCAAAGAUUGGUGUGGUACCUCAAGGCCUGGGACUGGUAGCACAGAGAGAUAUUUCAAGAAAUGAAGUGGUUUUGGAGAUACCAAAGAAGCUGUGGAUAAACCCGGAUGCAGUUGCUGCUUCUGAGAUAGGGAAUGUGUGUAGUGGAGUGAAGCCUUGGGUAUCUGUGGCUCUUUUCUUAAUAAGAGAGAAGUUAAAGGAGGAUUCUAUUUGGAGACCUUAUUUGGAUGUGCUUCCUGAUUGUACUAAUUCCACUAUAUUUUGGUCAGAAGAGGAGCUUGCUGAGCUUCAAGGAACCCAACUUUUGAGCACAACAUUGGGUGUAAAAAGUUAUUUGCAGAGUGAAUUUCUGAAAGUAGAAGAAGAAAUCCUAAUCCCUCAUGAGCAGCUCUUUCCUUCCCCUAUAACAUUGGAUGACUUCUUUUGGGCUUUUGGGAUUCUCAGAUCAAGAUCAUUUUCACGUCUCCGGGGUCAAAACCUUGUUUUGAUCCCCCUGGCAGACUUGAUCAACCACAGCCCUGACAUAACCAUAGAAGAUGGUGUUUAUGAUAUAAAAGGAGCAGGUCUUUUCUCCAGAGAUCUCAUAUUUUCUUUGCGAUCCCCCAUUUCAGUCAAGGCUGGUGAGCAGGUUCUUAUCCAAUAUAAUUUAAACAUGAGCAAUGCUGAGUUGGCUAUGGACUAUGGGUUCAUAGAAGUGAAGCCAGACCGCAAUAUGUAUACAUUGACACUUCAGUUAUCUGAAUCAGACCCAUUUUUCGGUGACAAGCUGGAUAUUGCAGAGACAAAUGGUCUGGGUGAGACUGCAGACUUUGACAUUGUUUUAGGCAAUCCUCUUCCACCUACACUGCUUCCAUAUCUGAGGCUGGUAGCAGUUGGGGGUACCGAUGCAUUCCUCUUGGAAUCUAUUUUCAGAAACACUAUAUGGGGCCAUAUUGAAUUGCCAGUAAGCCGUGCCAAUGAGGAGCUCAUAUGUAGAGUGGUCAGAGAUGCUUGCAAAUCUGCUCUUUCUGGAUAUCCUACCACCAUUGAAGAGGAUGAGAAGCUGAAAGGAGAAGAACUCAACCCAAGGCUUGAGAUUGCAGUUGGAAUAAGAGCAGGGGAAAAGAAGGUGCUGCAACAAAUCGAUCAGAUUUUCAAGCAGAGGGAAUCAGAAUUAGAUGAGUUGGAAUAUUACCAAGAAAGAAGGCUCAAGGAUCUUGGUCUAGUUGGAGAGCAAGGUGAAAUUAUAUUUUGGGAAUCCAAGUAG
This is a messenger RNA of Dovyalis caffra, 1446 nucleotides long. The record is from the annotation of a GenBank genome assembly. Lineage: Eukaryota; Viridiplantae; Streptophyta; Magnoliopsida; Malpighiales; Salicaceae.